Molecule: messenger RNA, 1455 nt
Organism: Cataglyphis hispanica
Lineage: Eukaryota; Metazoa; Arthropoda; Insecta; Hymenoptera; Formicidae
Product: annexin B9-like
Exons: 7
Coding region: 167-1138 (323 amino acids)
Cellular component (GO): cytoplasm
Molecular function (GO): calcium-dependent phospholipid binding; calcium ion binding
Source: RefSeq, a predicted model, not a curated record
CAACGCGUCGUCCUUAAUAUCGCCGCUGUCAGAACAGUUUCCACCCAGUUAGCAAAGAAUUCGCAUUCGUACAUAACGCGACGAAGAGAAACAUUCUGAGAGCAACCGGCUUUCUCUGUAAUUCCUCAGUGGAACUAAUACAUAUUUUAUUAACGUAAUCAGUAAAAUGGCAGCUAAUCGAUAUUAUCACGUACAGUGUACACCCACCGUAUAUCCGGCCGAUCCCUUCGAUGCUGAGGAAGAUGCCAGCCUCUUACGAUCUGCGAUGAAGGGUUUCGGGACUGACGAACAGACUAUCAUUGACAUUUUAGCUCAUCGCGGCAUCAUACAGCGAUUGGAGAUUGCCGAUAAAUUCAAAACUAUGUAUGGCAAAGAUCUCGUCUCUGAGCUGAAGUCAGAAUUAUCCGGAAAUUUCGAGGCGGCCAUCUGCGCCUUAAUGACACCUCUUCCUGAACUUUAUGCUAAGGAAUUGCACAAUGCCAUUUCUGGUAUGGGUACUGACGAAGGCGCACUUAUUGAGGUCCUUGCGUCUCUGAGUAAUUACGGCAUCAAAACAAUAUCGGCCGUUUACAAAGAUUUGUAUGACAAAGAAUUGGAGGAUGACCUCAAGAGUGAUACUUCCGGCCAUUUCAAGAGACUUUUGGUAUCGUUGUCCUGUGCCAGUAGAAACGAAGAUACUGACGUCGAUGAGGAGGCCGCACUUCAAGAUGCUGAGAAACUUCUCGCCGCGGGUGAAGGACAAUGGGGUACCGACGAAAGCACCUUCAAUGCAAUUCUCAUCACUAAAAGUUAUCCGCAAUUGCGAAGGAUUUUUAAAGAAUACGAACGUAUCGCUGGACAUAGUUUGGAGGAUGCUAUUAAGCGAGAAUUUUCCGGUUCUCUCGAGGAUGGCUACUUAGCUGUGGUGAAAUGCGCUCGUGAUAAGACUGCUUAUUUUGCGGAAAGAUUGUACAAAGCUAUGCGUGGAUUUGGCACCACGGAUACAACAUUAAUACGCAUAAUUGUAACACGAUCGGAGAUUGAUCUAGGCGACAUUAAAGAGGCUUAUGAGAGACUUUACGGGAAAUCUCUUGCAGAAGCCAUCGACGACGACUGUUCAGGCGACUACAAGAGACUCUUGCUUGCCCUUCUCGGAUGAAAAUAUUUUGAUUGUACACAACAGUCCCUUUUAUCGAAAAUCCUUCAGUGUCGCGGAGAUUAUAUAUAUCGUAUAAUGUUUCAUUAUAUUAUAAGGCCUUGGUUAAUUUAGUUUAUUAUAUUUUGUUGGUCGUAGUGAAUAUAGUGUUAUUCAUGUUAUUUAUAUUUUGCGCUUCAUCAGAAUAAUGCAACAUCUGUAAAAACGUAUUAUAAAAUAACAAGAAAAUACUCGCAACACAUGUACAAACUUGGACAUUUCUGUACAUGAAUUUCUAUAAAGAUCGAAAAUUAAACAGCGAUUUAUUGAUUGGCAUUGUA